Molecule: messenger RNA, 1953 nt
Organism: Mycena citricolor
Lineage: Eukaryota; Fungi; Basidiomycota; Agaricomycetes; Agaricales; Mycenaceae
Source: the annotation of a GenBank genome assembly
CACCUACGUAAUUGGGAAGUAAAGUCUACUCCACAACCAGGAAACUCGUAAAAAACAAAUUGAUUUUUUGGUUCUGCUGAACAGCUCUACUCCAGACCACCAUCUCCUUCCCAUCUGAAUGAGGCCUGUCCCACUCCACUUUGAUCUUGCUGCUCACUAAGCACGACUAUGGAUUUCAAAUCCCGCCACAGGGAUAUGUUUACCACUCAGUAAGCAGAAACGUCUUCCAAGGAUGCGGACGCACCGCCGUGUACAUAAACCUGGCACAUCCUCGGAUGUCGACAUCUGAAGUUCGCACAAGAUGUCCCCCAUUCGCACUGUACUCAUCGGAUUAUCUGCCAACGCGGCCACAUCCUGGGCAUCCUCUGCACACAUCCCAUACCUCCUUUCCGCCCACGGACGAUCCCGCUACACCAUCAUCGGACUGCUCAACUCGUCCAAAGAAUCCACCCUCGCCGCGAUCAAGAACUUCAAUCUGCCCGCUGAGACACGUGCCUACGCUUCGCCCGAGGAAGUCGCCGCCGACCCGGUCAUUCAGCUCGUCGUCUGCUGCACGCGCGUGGACAAGCAUUUUGAGACCGUGUUCCCGUCUGUCAAGGCUGGAAAGGACGUGUUCGUUGAGUGGCCGUUGGCAGAGAAUGCGGGACUUGCGAGAGAACUGGCCGAUGCGGCAAAACACGCUGGAGGGCGGACAAUGAUUGGGCUGCAAGGUCGCGUCGGUCCACUGACGCGCGAGCUGAAGCGGGUGAUUGAGGACGGUCGGAUUGGAAAGAUCCUCGGCUCCGCCGUGCGCCUGUCAGGCCCACUGCCUGAGCGCGAUGUCUUGCCCAGCUCGCUCGAGUAUUUCCUGCACAGGUCGAUCGGCGGGAAUAUGCUCACUAUUACUGCUGCCGGGCAUGGAUUCGACCUGUUCCAAACCGUUCUUGGAGAAGCCGUCGAUGUCACCUCCCACCUCCAGCUCCAGCGGCCAGUGAACCGCCUACGCGAUGUAUCGACCGGCGCGAUCACUGGUACCUCGAAAUCAGACGUCCCGGAUCUGAUGAUACUCACAGCCCGUCUGACCGAAUCGCCGUCCGUCGUCCACGAUGCGUCUUUCUUGUUCCAUUUCCGCCGCGACACUCAGUUCCCAGGAGAGCCCAACCUCGUCUGGACGAUCACGGGUGAGCGGGGCGAGAUCCGGGUGACGAACGAGGCGACGUCGUGGCUGCACAUGGGUCCCGCGGGCAUCACGGUCGAUUUGCACGACUUUGAGACGGGCAGGGUCGAGCGGGUUGGUUGGAACGCGGAGAGUUGGCCUGAGGAUCCGGAUACGCCUGGCGCAGCGAAGAACAUCGGGUUGUUGUAUGAACGGUUUGCGACGGGAGGCGAGUAUCCGACGUGGGAGGACGCUGUGAGGAGGCACGAGCAGAUUGACGGACUGCUGGCUGGAUGGGUCGCCGAAGCUUGAGAUCAAAUGCAAUGUAUACGAGGGUCAAAGUAGAACUGAAGAUCUUUGCGAAAGGUUUCCGAAAUCUCGCCUCAUCGUCAAUGAAAACAUUCAAGGGGUGAAAAUUACGACUGUAAGUGUUGGUUUCAGCUCGCAAGAUCAGCCUUAUCAUAUGGAGGUGUAGACUGGAGAUCGACAAAAUUAAGGUAGGAAAAUACCGACUUGAUAUAGCGGCCUUCAGCUCCUGCCUCGCUAACUUCGACCUCGAUGACCAUUUUUGUCGUUCUACCUGAUUACCUUCGAAACACGUUCUUAGUAAGUUAUGUUUCGCUAUAUUUCCAGCAAAGCCUUUUCUUUCAGGAUUACAAUACACGGGACGGAGACUCUAUAUAGUUUCAACUAAUGAAAGACGGAAUUUUUUAGAUGUCCCAGGACUUGAGCUGACUUUGUGUGGACAAUCCUUUGCGCGCCAAAUUACUGGGCAGCCUGGAAGCUCUCCCUUGUGAUAUGAAGGACCGGGACCCUUU